GCGUCUCAUUCCAUCACGGUCAAGCCUGCCGGGAGGGGGUUUCAGCUUAACAGCUCCGCAGUUAUCAUAUAAUUUAGAAAGUCUUUCAAAAUUUAUACUUAUAACAAACAUCGUCUUUUAUUUAAUUAAAGUAAAAAUAUUCGUGUAGCAUACUUUACGGGUAAACGUCGUUGAAGACAGUAAUUUGUAUUAAAGGAAAGCUAAGUUAACAUUUGAGAUCAGUCCGUGGUGCUAACAAAGAAAAUCCUUUCUCUUCGGAAAUAAUCCCCCACUACUCUCUUUAGUUAUGAGUCAUGUGGUCGUUGAUAAUCCACACGGUCUAGAUCAGCAGCUUGCUGCCCUAGACUUAAACUCUGACGGACAAGGCGGAGGAACUGGCAGGCGUUACAUUCCACCUCACUUGAGGAACAAAGAUGCUUCCAAAAAUGCAGGAAAUGCUUAUUCCGCUGGUAGACAGUGCGGUUAUUCAGUGGCACCAGUAAAUUUCUAUUCACCUGGAUGGGAUGCCGGACGCACCAAUGGAUUUGUGAAUGGUUACCAUGACAACCGCUCAAAUGGGGGCUUUGGAGGGCGUGGACCCUCUCGCAAUGAUAGAGGUGGGCGUGGCGCCUACCGUGGUAACAGGGGUGGAGGCUCGUUUAAUCAACCAUUACAAAAUGCAGGGUUUGGGAAUUUUGAAAACAAAGAUGGUGGCUGGGGAGGACCUCCUAGGGAUGCUGCCUACAACAGCUUUGGAGGCCGAAAUGACAGGUCCAAAUCUGCCUUCUUCAAUGACCGUGGGGCGGGCUCAAGAGGAAGAUAUGAGCGUGGAGGCUUUGCCGGUGGAGGAAAUAGCCGCUGGGUGGAGGAUGCCAGAGAAGAUGACUGGUCCAAACCCACUGCUCCCAACGAGCGUUUGGAACAUGAGCUUUUCUCUGGAAGCAACACUGGGAUAAAUUUUGAGAAGUAUGAUGAUAUUCCUGUGGAGGCUACUGGUGCAAACAGCCCACCCCACAUUGAGAGUUUCCAUGAUGUGGACAUGGGUGAGAUCAUCAUGGGGAACAUCACCCUGAGCAGGUACACUCGUCCCACCCCUGUUCAGAAGCACGCCAUCCCAAUCAUAAAGUCCAAGAGAGACCUGAUGGCCUGCGCCCAGACUGGCUCUGGUAAGACUGCUGCUUUCUUGCUGCCGGUGCUGAGUCAGAUCUACACCGACGGAGCAGGAGAUGCUCUGCAGGCUGCAAAGAACAGUGGUCAGGAGAAUGGAAGGUAUGGCCGGCGUAAACAGUACCCAAUCUCCCUCGUCCUGGCUCCGACCAGAGAACUAGCUUUGCAGAUCUAUGAUGAGGCGAGGAAGUUUGCCUACCGCUCACGGGUGCGUCCCUGCGUGGUUUAUGGCGGUGCUGAUAUUGGCCAGCAGAUCAGGGAUUUGGAGAGAGGCUGUCACCUGCUGGUGGCCACACCUGGACGUCUGGUUGAUAUGAUGGAGAGGGGCAAGAUCGGCCUGGACUACUGCAACUACUUGGUUCUGGAUGAGGCUGACCGCAUGUUGGACAUGGGUUUUGAGCCACAGAUCAGGCGCAUAGUGGAACAAGAUACAAUGCCACCUAAAGGCAUCCGUCAAACUAUGAUGUUCAGCGCCACUUUCCCCAAAGAGAUCCAGAUCCUGGCUCGUGACUUCCUGGAGGACUACAUUUUCCUGGCAGUGGGGCGUGUUGGUUCCACUUCAGAAAACAUCACCCAGAAGGUGGUUUGGGUAGAGGAGACCGACAAGAGGUCCUUCCUCCUGGACCUGCUCAAUGCCACAGUUAUUCCCAGUGAGGUUCAGGAAAAUGUGACAGAGACCCCAGAGAAGCCAGGAAAAGAUUCCCUGACUUUGGUAUUUGUUGAAACAAAGAAAGGAGCCGACGCUCUGGAAGACUUUCUUUACCGCGAGGGUUACGCCUGCACCAGCAUCCAUGGAGAUCGAUCCCAGAGGGACAGAGAGGAAGCUCUGCAUCAGUUCCGGUCUGGACGCUGUCCCAUCUUGGUGGCUACAGCUGUGGCUGCUCGAGGUCUGGACAUCUGCAACGUGAAGCACGUCAUUAACUUUGAUUUGCCCAGUGACAUUGAGGAAUACGUUCACCGUAUUGGCCGUACGGGACGUGUGGGCAACCUUGGUCUGGCCACGUCGUUCUUUAACGACAAAAACAGCAACAUUACCAAAGACUUGCUGGACAUCCUGGUUGAGGCCAAGCAGGAGGUUCCCUCCUGGCUUGAGAGCCUGGCCUACGAACACCAGCACAAGAGCACCAACCGAGGACGCUCCAAGAGGUUCUCUGGCGGUUUCGGAGCUAGAGACUACCGUCAGGCGUCUGGUGGUGCUGGAAGCUUCAACAGCAACCGUUCAGGGCGCAACACUGGAGGAAAUCGUGGCUUUGGUGGCGGUGGCUUUGGUGGCAACUUCUACAGCAACGAUGGCUACGGAGGAAAUUACAGCCACUCUGGAAGUGUAGAUUGGUGGGGGAACUAGUCAGCAUAGGAAUAGGUUGCCAUGCCAACCCAGUGGAAACCACAUGUUAACUUAAGCCAGACCAUACCAACCUUCCCUGUGUAGCUUCACUGACACACAGUACAUUACCAACCCUGGUUCUCUGCCAUUCGCUUCUCUCAUAAAGGAAGUGCAGCACGACGCAAAGGAAAUCACCAGCAUGUGCAAAGCACUGGAGACGGCAGAGAUUCACACACCUCAGAGUGAGCAUGGAUGCUGACGUGCAUUGUCUGACAGUAACGUUGGACUUUCAUUGUUCAAAGUAUUUUUGUUCUUUUUUUGCGGGGAGGGAGGGGCUGGGGGGACGGGUGGGGGGGACCCAACUGAGUAACCUGAGGAUCAUUUGUAUGUUAAUGUACUGUGCCUUUUGAAUUUAAACGGGAAAUUUCAAUGUUUUCAUUUCACCAGAUGAACCUGGCCAAGAGCUCUAAAUUUGUUUUUACUAUUUUGUUUGGUGAAAUACUAGAAAGGUAAAAUAAGCUUGGACUUAAUCAAACCUUGGCAAACACUUGGGUGUUGUGACUUUUGAGUCAUGAUUCCAUUUGAACCUCAAAUUUUUGCAGGAACAUCAUGUAGCUUUUUCUAUUGUCAAACAGCUAAUGGAGUCAUUACUAUAUCUGAAAAACUGGGCCACUCUGUGAAGCAACUGUGUUUUAAUCCUAAGGGACAAAGUUACAUUAGUUUUUCUUUGUUUUUGCUCACUCUAUCCUGGACAGGCUCCUUUUUAUGGACAUGGUCGUCUUUGAAAUAGCCAUUCCUAUUGUAAUCUUAAGAAACACAGAAGUCGUUAAGCUCAGUGCCAACAAUCGCUGAGGUAAAAGAAAUAAAUGCUGGAACUCGUUACUCCACUUUUCAAUUGACUUGACAGUGUUAUGGCAGCUAGUAUGUUACCAAGUGCUAGCUACAUUAAGUGGGCGGUGUUUUUUUUGUUUUUUUUUACUUGACAUUUUCGGUGCAGGCGUUUGCAAAUUUUAAAAAACUGAGUCAGUUUUUUUUUCUUUUAUAAUUGUUUCUCUACAAAUGUAAAUCAAACGAUGCCUGCCAUCUUGAAAGUGAAGUUCAAAAUGGCUGCAUAAAGGACCACAGCAUCGGGAGGGCUGAGCGUGGUUGACAUUAAGUUAAUUGACCUGCAGCCACGAGGCCCUUAUGGUAUUCUACGCUUGCAAGUGUUUUGUUUUUUGGUCAAGGAGAAAGGACACGUGAACUGAGUCGCAGGCUUAACUUUAUUACAAACGUUUUCUCUUUUCAAGCUGCGUUGGAGGCAUGGCUCAUCUUCAAGAGACAGACAUUCUGAACGAUCACUGAGGUUUUCAAUUUACCAGCGACGAACGAACAGAGCGGGGUCGAGCAGCACUCCGACCACGAGGAAAAGGGGAAUGGGAGGGGCGUGAUAUUUUUUCAGUGCACCGCCGCUGGCAGUGGCUUCAGUUUCCAUAGCUGCGUAGCUGAAAUGUGGAGGUGGCCAAAGAUGGAGGGGGUGUAUACGCCUCCUUUAUGGAACAUACAAGUACUGUCGGGUCUUCUGGGAGUUCAUCUGCUCAGAUAUUUACAGGAAAAAUAAAAAUCCGCGGCUUUUCCUCUUAAAGAGGAGCAGCCUUUGAGGGGCAGAGAGGCAGGGCGUCCGCGAAAAUGUUCCCAAUUCUCAUCAGGUGUGUUGUGCCUUGAAACCUUUAUUUUUUUCUUAAAGAAAUAGAUCUAAAAGCGGAUGCACUGACAGUGUUGAGAACUUGAGAUUGAAUGGUGCUACUUGAUUUAGGCGUGUAGGCCCUUGUAUGUCGUGCCCAUAAAGUUUUACAAAAGUUGUUUUAUUGCACAUCUAGAGUUUUAUAUAGAUGUCUUGGAUAUGUGUCCUUAAGCUUCCAAAUAUGUGUGAGGAGAUUGUGGGGGGAGAAGAAAAAAAACGCAGCUUGUUUAUAAAGGGGGAAGGGCUCUCAACAUUUAAAACCAGGAAUUAUUUGGGACCAGGGGAUUUAGCAGUCGGGGGGGAAUUUAGCCAUUUGCACAGAUUUCUAGAUUCUACUUUUGCUGCUAGUUUUGUGUAAUUUAUUAAGCAUUUUUGACAAAUAUUUAUUUUUGUAAGCCUCAAAGUGAUUCUUUGAAAGUUUCAGAAACUUGACCAAAAGACAGUACAAAAAACACUGGCACUUGAAUGUUGAAUGUCACCUGUAUGCGUGAAAUUUAUAUAUUUCGGGGUAGUGUGAGCUUUUUAAUGUUUAAGAUACAUUGGACUCGGUAAAUAUCCACAGCUGUUUCAAGGCCUCCUCAUGGCCAGUCAUCUCUAUUAAAAUAUACCAAUUGGUCAUCAAAAUUUGAAGUGUAAUUGAACAAACAUGCCAAGGUUUGGAAUAAAGCUGUCAAAAAAGAGCAAAUAAAUUUCCUAAGCAUAUCAGUGCAGAAGUGUUCAGAUUCUCUAACUGUGUGCAUUAUUGGUUCUUUAGUCUAAUUUGACCUAAUUGUUUUUCUCCAGUCAAUGUCUGGCACAUGGCAAUCCUUAAAGAAACAAACAUGUGGUUUAAUCUCAUUGUUGUAUUUGCAUAUAUGACACCUCUCGAGUUGUCCUCGAGUGUGGAGUAGGUCGGUAGCUUUGAUUCAUUUCCAGACUGCGGUUUGGAAACGAAUAGGUGGUUCUGUGCAGAACCGGAGACUUGUUCCACCAUCUCUGGAGAACCCCAGAGCUCUUUAGAUGUAGACUUUGCUUUUCUGUAUUAGCUUCUAGGCUACUGCACUGCAUGGGAAGUACUCAGCUGUGCAACUUGUAUGAUUUUACUAAAAUAAAAAGUUUGAAUGCGGAAGUAUCUGGAAAAUCAAGCAUGUUUCACCAAUAAUUGUUUACUGUAGAUAUGCAGAGAAGACUUGUAGCAAAGCAGCCUGCUGCCUUGUGUGGGUUCAAGGCAGACAGGUGGCAAAUUCAAUUUGGUAUGGAUUGGAUGAGCUUUGUUUAUUUUGAAAAGUGCAUAAAAGAUUUCCUUUGUAAAUUAAA
Melanotaenia boesemani (Boeseman's rainbowfish) is the source of this 5489-nucleotide messenger RNA. It is a transcript of the gene ddx3xa, whose product is annotated as DEAD-box helicase 3 X-linked a. The transcript has 20 exons. The record is from RefSeq and is a predicted model, not a curated record. The coding region runs from base 287 to 2491 and encodes 734 amino acids. Lineage: Eukaryota; Metazoa; Chordata; Actinopteri; Atheriniformes; Melanotaeniidae. Gene Ontology annotation, cellular component: P granule; nucleus. Gene Ontology annotation, biological process: cell differentiation; gamete generation. Gene Ontology annotation, molecular function: RNA helicase activity; ATP binding; RNA binding.